Messenger RNA from Penicillium olsonii, 2004 nucleotides. The record is from the annotation of a GenBank genome assembly. NCBI's taxonomy places the organism in Eukaryota, Fungi, Ascomycota, Eurotiomycetes, Eurotiales, Aspergillaceae.
AUGCCCAUUACUCUAUGUAUUUCUAUGACGAUGGGAGGCCCACACAGUCGAGUUUUGCUGCGCACAGCACAAAUUCAACCUUGUUACCCAAAAUCAAGGAUCUCAGUGCGCAAUCUCCAUACUUCAGUGCCUGCUUCGAAACAAACACAUGAUCCAUCGCCAUCAGAGCUGCUACGGUUCGCUUUAACAGGUUCAAGCAAGCCAGCUCAGAGCUUAGAUUCUGACAUCGCAUCAUCGUCCCACCUUCGCGAGCUUUUUGCCCUCACAUGGAAGUCCAAUUCUCCCCCUGCCCCGUUGUGGACUGCUCUCAAAGGGCUAGCCCCGCACGACGAAGAGCUGUCUCGAGGACUUGAAACCCAAACCACCGAUAUAUCCUCCCUGAAGAAUCUGGUGGAAAGAUUCACAAAUGAUGAGCAUGGAGCUGUGCUCUUGCAGGCUCAGAAUAGCACGUUUCUGCGACUGGCUUUGCACCGUUGUCAACGACACAACACCUUAUCUGAUAUCCUUUCGGUCAUGAGCGAUAUUGUCGCAAGACUCAAUCGCCUUCGAUUUUCAGUCCAGCCCGGUACCUAUACUACAGGAAUGUCCUUUGCGAUGCUCGAUCUCUCAGCUGCUGCUCUAUAUCAAUUUUUAAAAGCUCAUCGUCUUGGGGGUAUGCCGGCUAUAGGUCUGAGGGAAAGUAUGCGCAUAAUCAAAAAUUGCUCUGAGGCACUUGAUCACAGGGCUUUUGAGGACCUAGAAUAUGAUCGAAGUGCCAUGCUUGCUCAAAUUACUGGAGAGGGAGACUUGGUUCCUCGCGGCAAUCUCAGACUGCAUGACAGUUUAUACUGGGCACAGCCCAGUAAAGAGGACGGCAUACGAUAUACGUCCCAGCUUAGUGCUCAAGACUACAUUUGUCUUCUGGUCAAGCUCGGAAGUGAUGAGGUUCUCCAUUCUUGCUGGACCAGCUUUCUGAAAAAUGUCCAACCCAAUAACCACCACAGCUGCUUUGCUGCCUAUCAAAUAGUGCUGACCUUGAUCCAAAGUACAAACCCCGACAUUGCAGUGAAGUAUCUGGAGCAAGUCUCACAGCAUUGCGGUGACAAUCUGCCGUUUAUUGCCAGGUUCCCGAACCUUCAGGUGUUGAUUGAUGAUCCCGUUGUAGGCGAGGCACUGCCUGAUUUAGUGCGGGGGGAAGACUAUAUCGAAGUACUCAAAGUUCAGCUGGAGAACAUGGAGCAACGAAUGGGACUUCAGUGGAGCUCAGAGUGCCAAGAACAUUCCAAUGCAGCUCUAGAGCCCUCGGAAUCAAUCUGGGAGGCGUUUGGGGAUCAACAUAUGCCCAAUUUUGGUCUUGGAUCUACCGAGUCCCCUUACGAGAGCCAAUUACAUGCGGAACUUCACGCCCACGGCUGCUCUAAGUCACCAGUUGCAUUGCACAGGAUCGUCGAUCUGCUGCAUGAUUACGAUGGGCAAUUCCUCGAGAUACCGACGCCUGUUUGUGUCGGCAAGGAGCGGCUGGGAGAAAUUGGCUCCAAAUUAGGACCAGUUGAACUUCGGUGGUCACCUGAGCACUCACCGGUUGAAUUCUCUGACUCUCGCAUUUCUCUUCGGCAUGAUUCCACCCGGCCUUGUACUUCAUUGGAUCUUGGGCUCAUUCGGGCCCGUUUGAUAAUCGGUGGAGUACCUCAGUCGGGCGUGAAUUCUUUACAUUUGCUGCAACUGGGUGACAUAUAUGUGCGGUAUGGUCCAGAUGGGCCUUGGCAGUCAUCUGGGUAUAUCAUGGUGUGGGACCGCCAUUUCGGUGAACUGCUUGGGCUUUAUGUCGGGCAGACCUCGGGAAUUAUUGACUCUGGGCCAGCGUCAGUCGGCCCAUUUGGUGCUUUGAUGCACAUCGGGCCCGAGUCGAAUCUCGGAAGAGGAGCAUCGAGUAGCACGACGCUUCGCAACUGCCGGGGACCUUACCACUUGGAUAUCGACCCAGGUCCAGAUCUGGCGUGGGAUUUUCCCGGCAGGGCGAGAUAG